This is a messenger RNA of Syzygium oleosum, 2029 nucleotides long. RefSeq names its product probable protein phosphatase 2C 34. Gene Ontology annotation, biological process: protein dephosphorylation. The transcript has 7 exons. The record is from RefSeq and is a predicted model, not a curated record. Gene Ontology annotation, molecular function: protein serine/threonine phosphatase activity. Bases 495 to 1601 code for a protein of 368 amino acids. NCBI's taxonomy places the organism in Eukaryota, Viridiplantae, Streptophyta, Magnoliopsida, Myrtales, Myrtaceae.
GCACCACCCACCACCACCGUCGCCACCGUCAUCAUCUUCUUCUUCUUCUUCUUCUUCGGCCCCUUUGAAGAAGGCCGCGAGGCGGCGAUACGCAAGGGCGGGUCUGCCUCCUCCUCCUCCUCCUCCUCCCGCUUAUGGGCUGCGAUCGUCUCCUACCUCCUCCGCUUCCCCCCCUCCUCCGGCCACUCCCUAUCUCUCUGAGUCUCGCCUGAUUCCCCGCCGUCGAAGUCGCCGCGUUAGACCACUCCCGCCGUCGAAGUCCCAGUUUUAGGCCACUCGGACGACGAGCAGAGCGGCGAGCACUGUUUUUGGAAAUGCCGGAAAUAGCAAGCGGCUGAUCUCAUCAUCUCUCUCGCGACCUUUGUCUUCGUCGUGACGAAGCGAGGCAAAGUUCUCGUCGGACUGAGUUUUCACGUGGGACUCAAUCCUCGAGAAGUCACUGGCUACCGCAAAAAUUCAUCCCUUUCUUUUCACGCUGAAAUUUAAGCCCUGUCAUGGGGCAUUUAUCCACCAUAUUCAAUGGCCUGGCAAGAUCAUUUUCGAUUAAGAAGGGAAGGAACAGUGGGGAUUGUGAUGGUAGAGAGACUGCGGAAGCCAUGGCAAAAGAGGCCAAAAAGAAUGACUUGAUACUGUGCUCAUCUGGCAUCGUAAAUGUCGAUGGCUCGAAAAACUUUGCUUCGGUUUUCUCUAAGAGAGGGGAAAAAGGAGUGAACCAGGAUUGCUGCAUUGUUUGGGAGGAAUUUGGGUGCCAAAAUGAUAUGAUCUUUUGUGGGAUAUUUGAUGGGCAUGGCCCAUGGGGACAUUAUGUGGCAAAAAGGGUCAGAGAGACGAUGCCACCCUCUUUGUUGUGCAAUUGGCAGGAGACUCUUGCUCAGGCUUCCCUAGAUCCAGAUCUUGACUUGGAAUCAGAUAAGAAGUGUCAUCGUUUUAAUAUAUGGAAAAGUUCCUACUUGAAGACUUGUGCCGCCAUUGAUAACGAGCUCGGGCAGCUUCGAAAGAUUGAUUCAUUCUACAGCGGGACCACUGCUUUGACUAUUGUCAGACAGGGGGAAUGCAUCAUCAUAGCCAAUGUAGGUGAUUCACGAGCUGUAUUAGCAACUACUUCUGAGGAUGGGAGCUUACUUCCUGUUCAGCUCACUGUUGAUUUUAAACCCAAUAUACCUCAGGAAGCUGAGCGGAUAACACAAUGCAAUGGGAGGGUAUUCUGUUUAGAUGAUGAACCAGGAGUGCACCGUGUAUGGUUGCCAGAUGAUGAAUCACCUGGACUUGCAAUGUCUAGAGCCUUUGGAGAUUACUGCGUGAAAGAUUUUGGACUUAUAUCUGUGCCUGAAGUGACACAGAGAAACGUAACCAGCAGAGACCAGUUUGUCGUGCUGGCAACUGAUGGGGUGUGGGAUGUUGUAUCCAAUCAAGAAGCAGUGGAAAUUGUAUCCUCAACGCCAGACAGGAGUAAGUCUGCUAAACGCUUAGUUGAGUGUGCUGUCCGUGCAUGGAAACGUAAGAGGCGUGGAAUUGCAACGGACGACGUAUCAGCCAUUUGUCUCUUCUUCCACUCUUCCCCUUUAUCUCAGCAAGUUCACCCCAUCAAGUCCCCGAAGUAAUCAUGUGAGGAACGGUUCAUCUAACGCGGAUCGUGAUCCAUGCUAUAUCGAUCGAAAAAGUCCAGAUCGUCCUGCUUUCAUGUGCCCCCGAUGCAACCACGCAAGCGCAGCUGUAAAUAUAAAGCCAAGUGUUAUAAAUCGGUACUUGUGCCGACAAUUUCCUCUGCAUAGAUUAGUGCUUAAACAAGCCCUUUGGCUUCUUUGAGGAAACAGUUGCAUUUUUGUAGUGAAAUUCAUUUCUUUCGCGCUUCGGAUGAAGUUAAUUGCACUCCUUUAUGAGGUGGUGGUGGUGGAACAUUGCAUCUGCAUCUGCAUUUGCAUGAUCUAGGGAAGGAACUCGAAUUCGGUCGGGAUUGGCUAUUUGUUUCCCAAAGGGAAACCAGCUAUCAAUUCAUCGAUCGGCCAGAAUAGAAGCUUUGACGUUGGCU